AUGUCCGGUGAUACAUGGAUGGCUCAAAACCUUCGAAAACAGAAGCUGCUGUUAGAAGAAAAACAACGCCAAAAACGCUCUUUGUUAGUCGGUCUACGAUCCAACGACUUGCCGAAAAGUUUGAAAAAAACUCCUUUCAACGGUUCCAAAAACCCCAUCGAAACCGCAUUUUAUGACGGUCCUUUAGCCUAUAAAGACGGUGAUCCAGACCGGUUCUCCUGUGAACAUCUUCAGCUGCAACCAACGUCGGAACAGCUUGACAAGCAACGCAAUGAACUGCAUUCUGUGGGUCAGUCGUCAGAAUCUUCGGCUACCGGACCGUCUGCAGCUGAAGGGAACUCAAAAAGUAGGAGCGGUCUUGAUAGUUCUUCGGAUGAAGAAAUUCAUGAUCUGAGUAAGGAUAUGGAAGAUAAUCUGAUAACAGCUGUUGUACCGUCAAAUGAGCCCUCUAAAUGUAACAGUAACCACUGGGAAGACGACGACAUUGAAAGUGUUCUUGCUGGUAAACUGUUAUAG
Molecule: messenger RNA, 516 nt
Organism: Enterobius vermicularis (human pinworm)
Lineage: Eukaryota; Metazoa; Nematoda; Chromadorea; Rhabditida; Oxyuridae
Source: the annotation of a GenBank genome assembly